AUGAGCUCCCUGGGUUUAAAUAACAUCUUCUUAUGUUUCCUUGUCCUGCUAGGUCGUCAACACCUUGAUAUGAGCUCCUUGGGUUUAGCUGUUGAUGGAACCCCUCAGACUAACGAGCCAGCUGAAGACCCCGCCAAUGCUUAUCGUACCAUAGCUGAUGUUGUUGGCGGACGCAGAGCAAGCUCUCGACGCACUGUUCGAGGGGGGAGUUCUGCUGCUAGUCGUACUGCUAGAGGUGGGGGCUCUGUGGCUAGCCGCACUAGCAGGGGGGGGGGCUCUGCAGGAAUAACCGCUGGGGCGAGCACCUCAACGCCACGUUCUGCCCCUGUUUCUCGGGCUACCCCUUCUAUAUCUGCCUCUGCUCGGCGUGGUCAGACCACACGGGGAGGAGGUAAUAUUGCGGGCCAACGUCGGCCUCGUCCUGAGACGGAAAGCGUUUCUGUUGACGUUACGCGAACUGCUGCAGACCAAUUGCAAUCUGCUCAUCCUGACCAAGUUGUGAAUUCCUCUAUCUCCGAGCAGGUGGAGAUUGUGGCCGAGGAGCAGGACGUCCCUUUUGUGCAGCGCCCAGGUAAGCGCAUUUGCACUGGGGAGAGUUCUCGCUCGCAGGAGCAGGCCCAAGCUUCUGCCCCUGCUAACCAGAGCACCGCUUCUCUUCCUACUUCAUCUGCUGCUCUUGCUGCUUACUUGGAGGAGCAACUGAGGUUGCCUGAGUCCUCUGUUCCUGCUUUUGUGAAUAUUAGGAACGGGGAAUUUUUGGAGAAGGAGGCCAUUGAUGUUCGCCCUGCGGUGAACCCUGAGUUGGCUGCCUGUUUCUCCCCUGCGCCGAUUAGCGAUGACAUCUUCGCUCCUCACUGGGAUGUUAGAGCUAACGAGUCUUUGUAUGCCAGCUUCCCAGAGAAAGGCGGAACGUUGGCAUACCGGAUGCUGAAGGGGUUAACACUGCCAGCUGACCGCCCCCUUGAGCGUGUUUACACCCCUGGGGCUAAUGCCUGCCAGAAAGUGCUAGAGGCUGGGGUUGCUGUGAAGGAGCUCUGUGACUUCUUUUUUUUCUAUCAGAGGAAGCAUGAUGAACAUCUUGCUCUUCUUGAAGAAAAGGAUAAGCAGAUCCGAGACCUGACUUUGGAAAACGAAAGAGCAUCCUCCUCCCUCACUAUUGCCAAUGCCAAUGUUCAGACGAUAUCCGUCGAAAGAGACAACUUGGCUAGUGAGGUUGUAGCUCUGCGUCUAACUGGGGAGAAUUUAGCUAAAGCUCAGGCGGAGGUGGAGGCGGAGAGGAAGCGCACUGAGGAUUUGGCGGAGCAGCUAAGCUUUGUUGAGCAGAGGCAUGCUGAUGAGCUGGCAGAACUUCGCCUUUCUGUGCAGAAGGAGGUGGCUGCUGCUGUGCGAGAAUUUUGUCGCUCUGACGCUCAGUAUGCCCUUCUAACGCAGAGGUAUGAUGGCGGGUGGAAAGCGGCCUCUCUCAUAAUCAAGCACAAAUAUCCGCAGUUUGAUUGGAGUUUAAUCGAAGAGGACUGGCUUGCUGGCCUACACCUUACCAUUCUUAAAGAACUGCGGGAGGCUGAAGCUGCUGAGGGUCAUGCCGUAGAGCCUAGUGAUGUGCCCGACUUCUGCGUCGAGAACAUUCACCCUGGAGAUUUGCCUUUCUCAGAUGAAGAUGAUGUUGCAGGCAAUGACGAAUAAUGGGUGUGGCG
Messenger RNA from Spinacia oleracea (spinach), 1694 nucleotides. RefSeq lists its product as uncharacterized. NCBI's taxonomy places the organism in Eukaryota, Viridiplantae, Streptophyta, Magnoliopsida, Caryophyllales, Amaranthaceae. Bases 1 to 1683 code for a protein of 560 amino acids. The transcript has 2 exons. The record is from RefSeq and is a predicted model, not a curated record.